AUGAAGUGUAACUUGGAAUCAUGCUCAGACAGUUCCCUAGUUAUUUCAACUUCAGUGGAGCGACAGAAAACACUGUUGUUGUCAGAGAACGCCGAGUAUUAUAACGAAGAAAAUCGUCACGACGAAGGCUCGGAAAGGAAAAGAAUGGCUCGAACACAGCUGGUGAAGUACAAUGCGGAUAUAAGAAUAUGCGAGACAGAGAUUGCUGUGGCAAAAGCUGAAAAGGGCAAAUCCAUGAAAGCAGUGAUCGGUUUGCAUGUAGAAAAUCGAGAGGAGUGUGGAAUUCACUUCUAUGUCAACAACCGUUUAAUCAUAUUCGGACACAAGUCAAAAUUCUGGAACAAGAACGAGGAAGCCAUCGGAAUAUCGGUUUAUAUGGACUUGAAAUUCUGUCGAUUCCGUCCGACGAGCAAUAAACAAGGUUUCGAGUGUCUCAAAGAUUUCAACGCUAUUGUCAAGAAAUGCGAUCAGACUGUGCAGAUUUAUCACGAUCAUCUCAAGAACAUCUGGAUUCCGAGACAUAUGAAAAGCGAAUGGCCUCUUCAAAAGGGGAAACACGAUUUCAAGAGCUUCUGGAAGACUUAUGGGUACGCCAGUCUUGACAAUAAUUGCAAACAGACAUAUCUAGAGGGAGCGCCGCAGAUGAAUAGACAAGCGGUGAUUGAGAAAGAAUGUGGGAUUUGGAAAUUGUGUUUGAAAUGUCGCAUGUGGAAACGAAUCCGGAAUCAAUCAGAGGUAUUUGGACCAAUCUCGGAUGAUAUGUUCCAGUGCAGAAAUGUCAAACGAGUAUGUGGAAAUGAACCAGACGGAGAAGCUACAAGAUCUGAUCUCCCGCUCAAAGUCAAAGAACCUGCCGAUGUGAAAAGCAGUGCUUCUGCCAGUAUGUUGUCAGCAAGACAAGCGCCAACUUCAUCUUCGAAUCGUUGGAUGAUGCCUUCAACAAGAGCGAAGAAUAUUCCCACGACUUCAUCGCUUCCCAGCUUCAGACGCAAGCCCGAACCAUCACCCAAACAAGCUGAUGACUUCUCAGGAAUCGAGGACGAUGAUGUUCUUCCAUUCAGUGGUAGUGGACCUAGAAGAUCCCCGCGUAAGGAGCACAAACCGAGUCUUUUUGACAUUGAUGACGAUAUUGAUGACGAGGAGGUGCCACCGCCUAGAAGAAGAGCACGGAUUGCUGCUUCCGAUAGCGAUUGCUCUUCUGAGGAGCCAGUCAGAAAAAUCGCAGCAUCUUCUAAGCCGAGCAGACCGGCAGCAAGCCAAAAUCGGCGAUCAACAGGAGCUGCUGCAAAGCCAGACUAUGAAAGAAUCCAGAAAGCGCAACAAGCAGCCGACGUGUUAAAAAUCAAGUGGAGCUCGUCAAGAAGCGAAUCGAUCGUCGUUUUUCUGAGAAGUGGUCCGAUCACAAUAUGCCCAUCUGUCACAUGA
Messenger RNA from Caenorhabditis briggsae, 1425 nucleotides. The coding region runs from base 1 to 1425 and encodes 474 amino acids. NCBI's taxonomy places the organism in Eukaryota, Metazoa, Nematoda, Chromadorea, Rhabditida, Rhabditidae. Gene Ontology annotation, cellular component: nucleus. The record is from RefSeq and is a predicted model, not a curated record. The transcript has 3 exons.